UCUUCGUUUGCUAACCAAAACUGCAAUCUUUAUUUUUAUCUUUUCCACCAAAUUCCAAAAUUGCAGCUCCCAUUUUAAUGCCCAUUAAUGCUCUACUCUAUAUAUUUCUCUUUCCCUAGGCCAUAAAUUUCUUUUAUUUUGCUCUUGAACUUAUUUGUUGCAAAUAGUAGCAGUAGCUAUGGCGGAUAAUUCCACUCAGUUGAAAUCCGAUGCUAUAUUUGAGCAAAUGAAACUUCAUCUCACUACUGAUGCUGGCAAGGCACUCAUCAAAAAAAUUGGCCUCGUUUACCAAAUCAACAUCGCCCCUAAGAAAAUUGGAUUCAAUGAGAAGGUGUAUGUUGUUGAUCUUAAGAAAGGAGAAACAAAGGAAGGGCCAUAUGAGGGUGGGAAGCCCGAUGCAACCUUUUCAUUUAAGGAUGAUGAUUUUGUGAAGAUUGCCACUGGAAAAAUGAACCCCCAAAUUGCUUUUAUGAGGGGUGCAAUGAAAAUUAAGGGCAGCAUAAGUGCAGCGCAGAAAUUCACACCUGACAUUUUCCCAAAGCCUUCAAAAAUGUGAACAAAGCUACUACUAAAAUCAGCCCGGGCACGAAGCAUCUCGCGUUUAUGCAGGGUCCGGAGAAGGGCCGCACCCCAAGGGAUGUGAUAUAGGCAGCCUACCAGUUGCUGAUUCCACGGCUCAAACCCGUGUUUUAUGGUUAUGUCUUCAUAUAGUCGAGAUUAAUUAGUUUGGGUUUGUGAUUUAGUUGACUGUAUGUUACAUAUAUCUGUAGCAUUAGAAACUACAGCAGUUGUCAUUAGCUUCUUUCUGAUAUGCUUAUGGAACAAUCUUAAGGUGCACUGUGUUCGUCGGCUUAAGGAGGGAUGUUCCUUAAAAUACAUGUUGAUGUUGGUUAA
Nicotiana tabacum (common tobacco) is the source of this 894-nucleotide messenger RNA. The record is from RefSeq and is a predicted model, not a curated record. Lineage: Eukaryota; Viridiplantae; Streptophyta; Magnoliopsida; Solanales; Solanaceae.